This is a messenger RNA of Penaeus monodon (black tiger shrimp), 4909 nucleotides long. RefSeq names its product indole-3-acetaldehyde oxidase-like. The record is from RefSeq and is a predicted model, not a curated record. Lineage: Eukaryota; Metazoa; Arthropoda; Malacostraca; Decapoda; Penaeidae. Gene Ontology annotation, molecular function: 2 iron, 2 sulfur cluster binding; oxidoreductase activity; FAD binding.
AAUACCCCAGCCUUGAGGUUAUAUAGUGUAAUCUCGCAGGGCUUGGGUAUACGUGUGUAUGUACAAGCCCAGCUUUACGUGAAUGAUCGUGAACAAUAUCGGUCUAAGGGAUACUUACUCACGAAUGCCACGAAGGUUUUGGUGUCUGGUUUCCAAGCCCGAACAACUUCGUUACGCAAGGUCAAGCUAGGUCAGAGAGGUCCCCGCGAUGGCCCCGCAGGACACAGCCUCCGGAGCGAGAGGGGAAGCUCCUCCUCGGCGACUGAAUAUUAAGAUCAACAACAAGUAUUACAGAAUUGGACCGGAAAUUUCUAAGGACAUGCCCCUAAUAGACUUCCUGAGAGAGGAAGUAAAGCUGCCGGGAACAAAGGUCCUGUGCAGGGAAGGAGGCUGCGGCGUCUGUACGGUUGUGGCGACUGCCCCCGAUCCCGAGCACGAGGGAGCCCAUAAGACCUUUGGUGUUAAUGCGUGUCAACUCCUGGUUUAUGCCUGUGCUGGUUGGUCCAUUGAGACGGUGGAAUACCUAGGGAACCGCUACGAUGGAUACCACACGCUUCAGAAAGCUCUCACGGGCUUCUACGGAACUCAGUGUGGUUACUGUUCCCCGGGAAUGAUCAUGACGAUGUAUGGACAGUUGAAGUCUUCGGGGUCGCUCACCGCCGCCCAAGUGGAGGAAUCCUUGGACGGGAACCUUUGCCGGUGCACUGGCUAUCGCCCCAUUCUGGAUGCCUUCAAAUCCCUGGCUGAGGAUGGAGACCAAUGCCUGAAGGACAAACUUGUCGAUAUUGAGGAAGCAAACAACGCAAAAUGCCCUAAGACUGGCAAUGUCUGUAAGGGUAAGUGCGAGUCCAGCAAAGAGGACAACGAAUCAGGCUGUAAGAACGAACAAGAAGAUGCCGACCCCAUAGAAGAGGAAGUUGAAUUUACGGACGGUGAAAUCCAGUGGUAUCGACCUCUCACCCUUGUGGGAAUAAAGAAUGCCCUAAAGAAAAUCAGACAAGACGAAAAGUAUUGUAUCGUCGUAGGCAACACUGGGCAAGGUGUGUACAAAGAGGAUGGCCCCUAUACAACAUACAUCAGCACAAAUGCAGUGAAGGCCUUGUAUAAUGUCACAAUUGGGGAGCCACUUACCCUUGGAGCUAAUGUUAGCCUCAGUCGUGCUAUUGAGGUGUUCCAGCACGUUGCCAACGCGUAUCCUAACUACAGGUACUUGGAUGCUCUGGUGCGCCACUGGAAGCUUGUGGCAAAUGUGUCAGUGCGAAAUACAGGAAGCUGGGCAGGCAACCUCAUGCUAAAGCACAAGCACCCUGAAUUUCCAUCCGAUAUCUUCCUAACACUGCUGGCGGUUGAUGCCCAGUUGACGCUGAUUGAUGCUGACAGAACUGACACAACGCAGGUGGACCUUGAGACUUUCCUGAGAACAGAUAUGUCAAAGCGUCUCAUUACCUCCGUGAUUUUACCACCUAUGGCUCAGGGCAUGCAGUUCCGUACGUAUAAGAUCACUCCAAGGACAGUAAAUGCACAUGCAUAUGUUAAUGCGUGCUUCAAAAUAAAAGUCGAUCCAGAUGAUGGAUUUAAGGUUACCGAGACUCCCACAAUAGUAUAUGGAGGAAUACGAGAGGCUGUGUACCUUGACGACAUACCUACACUCCCUGGGGAAUUGCAUGGUGCUUUUGUGCAGACAAAAUAUGCAAAAGCCAAAUUGAAAUCGACUGAUGCAUCACAGGCCUUGGCAGUGCCCGGUGUUGUUGCUUAUAUCGCUGCGAGGGAUAUUCCUGGAAGAAACACAUUCUACCCAGGAGGAGUAACCGACCCGGUUUUCGUGGAGGAGCAAGUGAAUUACGCAGGCCAGGCCAUCGGUCUCAUUGUAGCCAAGGAUCGCGAAACUGCCGUACGUGCCGCCAAACUCGUCACAGUUGAAUACGAAGAUAUUGAGAAGCCUGCACUUACAAUUGACGAAGCCGUGAAGCAAGGGCGAGACGAACUGGCGGUCAACUUCGCGACGGGGAAGCGUGAAGCACAUUCGUUGGGGGAUGUUGAGGAGGGCUUUAAGAAAGCUAAGAACAAGCUGGAAGGGGAGCUGCAUCAGGGAAGUCAGUUCCACCUGACCAUGGAGGCAAUUGCUGCCCGCGUUGUCCCAACAGAAGAUGGGUAUGACGUCUUUAGCACAACACAGUGGCCAACGCAGACCCAGGCAACAGUGGCCGAGGUGUUGGAUAUCCCUGCUCAUAGCAUAAACGUAUCAGUAAGGCGCAUUGGUGGGGGAUAUGGCGGCAAAAUUACCCGACAGCAUGUUGUUUCAUCAGCGGCAGCUGUAGCAUCACGGAAACUAAGAUGUCCUGUGAGGAUUGUUGUUGACCUCAAUACACACAUGAGUCUUGUGGGGUGGCGAGAGCCCUACCUCUCAAAGUACGAGGUUGGUUUUGACGACGAUGGCAAGUUCCAGGCCCUCAAAGUGACCAUGUUCUCGGAUGCAGGCCAUGUGCCCAAUGAGUCCUCAGUAGGAUUCCUGGCAGGACCUCUCCAGAAUGCCUACUAUGUCCCCGGUCUGCUUUUCAGGCCAGUCAUUGUUCGGACAGAUACAGCUGCCAACACCUGGUGUCGAACCCCAGGUACUGUUGAGGCCCUGGCAACCAUUGAGAACAUCAUAGAGCACAUCGCCAACUAUCUCAAAAAAGACCCUAUGGAGGUGCGCCUUGUGAACAUGGUUGAGCCUGAAGUGCCACGCCUCAUGGCACCCCCUCUUGAGAGGAAUGUGAUCAAGGAUGACAUACUGCCAUUGCUCAAGCAGAAGGCCAUGUAUGAACAACGGAAGGAGGAGGUGGAGGCCUUCAAUAAGGCAAAUCGCUGGAAGAAGAGAGGCCUGUCGAUUGUGCCCCUUUGGUAUGGUUACAACUACCCUUCCAUGUUUCGAUACGGAAUUCAGGUCUCCAUCUAUGAGCAUGAUGGUACAGUAGCGGUGACACAUGGUGGCAUUGAGAUGGGACAAGGUAUCAAUACCAAGGUGGCUCAGGUAGCAGCACACACUUUGGACAUUCCUAUUGAAAAGGUGAUCAUCAAGGCUUCUGAUACAACUGUUGGUGCGAACUCAAUUGUAACGGGAGGAUCGUUUGGAACGGACAUUUGCUGUCAUGGCACAAAGGUAGCCUGCGAAGCGAUCCGUAAGAGGAUAGACGCAAUCAAGAGCGAGGAAUUAAAGAAAGACUCGGAGAAAGAGAUGUCUUGGGAGCAGCUCGUCAAGAUAUGUCACCUUAGGGAUGUGGACUUGUGCGAACGCUAUUGGACUGCUGGAAAGGAACAUCCCCAUCGCUAUGACAUAUGGGCUGCCUGUUGCCUUGAGGUUGAAAUUGACGUCCUCACUGGCCAGUACUUGCUCCGUCGUGCCGAUAUCGUUGAGGACUGCGGGAAAAGCAUGAACCCCUUCGUAGACAUCGGACAAGUGGAGGGAGCCUUUGUCAUGGGUGUUGGUCUCUACACGUCUGAGCUGGUGAAGUUCGACGUGGAAACGGGCGUAAAGCUCUCUAAUGGAACGUGGGAAUACAAGCCACCAACAGCACUGGAUAUUCCUGUUGACAUGAGGGUGACUCUCCUGCCUAAUGCAUCAAACCCUUAUGGUGUCUUGAACUCCAAAGCCACCGGGGAGCCAGCUCUCUGCUUCUCAUAUGUAGUUGUCACUGCCCUCCGUCAUGCCAUUGCGGCCUUCAGAGCUGAGAAUGGAAAUGAGGACUGGUUUGAAAUGCACACACCACUGACAGUGGAGAAAGUCCAACAGCUGUGCGGCGUUCGACCAGAGCAGUUCCGGCUUUCCAGGAGCGAUGGGGAGACCUGCCCCGAUGACUACCAGAUGGUUGACAAAGAUGACGUUCCUGCUGUUGUGGGAAAUGAUGAGGAGAGUGUAUCUUGUUCCAUGAAUUGAGGGUCAAAAAAAAGGAACAGAGAAAGGAGGGGACGUUGGUUGUGAGGUGUCAACUUUACUUUGAUUUUCAUAAUCUGUUGAUAUUCAGGGUUGUUGUAGGUAGUGUUCUUGGAUAUUAUGAUUUUGGUGUGAAUGCACACAAUCUUGUUGGUUAUAUGUCUUAGAUUUAGAUUAUUAAUCCUCCAGAUGGUAGAAUAGAAUAUAUUAAGAAUGUUUUGAUGAAGUUUAGCUGAAAGAUUCCAUACAUAAGGGAAAUAAAUGUGCAACACACACACACACACACACACACACACACACACACACACACACACACACACACACACACACACACACACACACACACACACACACACACACAAAAUCAGCUUUUUUUUUUUUUUUUCUUUUUCUUUUUUUUCUUUUCACAUGCAGUCAUAUUUUUAAGCAGCGAUAAAUAAUAUCCAACAAUAGAAUGAAAGUCCCUUUGAUUAUUCAAGAUGUUUGCUGUAAAAGGAAGGAUUAUGCAAGAGAUAAGAUAUAGAUUUUAUUGAUUAUACCUAUAUUUGUUUCAUGUUUCUUUACAUUUUUAAGUUUAUUUUACUUUUUGACUUUGCAUUUUAAAAAAGAUUAAAAUGAGGAAAUAAGGAUAUAUGCUCUUUGAGGUAGAACACUAAAUGAUUUUAGUCAUAAUUAGUGAAAUCACUGAUGUAAUUGAAAUGUAUUUAUCAAUAAUGUUUGGUGCAUAUGAGAUUAUAUAUUUCUGAUUAUUUAUUUGGUAUUUUAGUUGCCUUCACCCAUUCUGAAGUCCAGAAACUGACACUGUUUUAAUCUGAAGGUCAUGUCAUGUCAGCUAAUCUAAUCCAAAUGUGAAGGAAUUAUCUGAAUAAUAAUGAUAAUAAUCUGAAUCCACAUAUAAAUUAAUUUUCUGAAUGAUAAUAAUGAUAAUGAUAAUAAUCUGAACAUCAUAUCAUGUCAACUACUGUAAUCCAAAUAUGAAUAAAUUAUAAGUUGGAA